GACGUUUUCAAAUCUGUUCUUCCAAAGUUGGCAUAUGAUUUUUUUCUGCAAUAGUAGGUUGAAUUCAACAGCAACUCUUCAUAAACAUUCAGUGCGUGCUGAUUUUACACACGGAGAUACAAGAGUCAGAAUACACGUCUCUUUCCCCUGCAGAUGUUUAAGUCUUCUGAGGAGCAUAGGCGUGCCCUGUGAGCACAGGGAUUUUUGUCCAUUUUAUUUACUUUGUUCACUGCUAAAUCCCCAGCUUUGAGAGCAGAGUGUGGCACAUGGCAGGUGCUUCCUAAACAUUUGUUGAACAAAUAAACAACACACAGACAUAUGCUCAAGGCUCAGGAUGGCUGCAUAGAAUGUGAUGGGUUCUGCUGUACAUCCGUGGAUCCCCACCAGGGAUCUCGCUUCACAGUCGGAGGUCUCAGUAGGGGUUCCACGUAGGAGUGGGCAGGACGUUGAGGAGACCCCAGGUGCUCAGGGUUGGCAGCACUGCCUCUGCCUAAGAGCGAGCUGUCAGGCCGUGAGGCCCAGUGGGCGCAGUGGCAGGAAGAGGCUGGUGUCAGACAGGGUCUGUGUCCAAUAGGACCUUGUAGGGCAGGCCCGGGAGCUGGGAUUUGAUGCUGCAGCCAGUGGGCUGUUGGGGAAGGACCUGAGUGGGGUGGUGACAGGAGUAGAGCCGUGCUUUACAGACUUGUCCUGGCGGCAGUGAGGGAGGACAGACUGCGUAUGCUCCAGAAAAGCCUCCCCCUUUACCGGACCCCUGCCUCUUGGGGUUGGCGAGCUUUGACUGGUUUGAAGCCCAUUUUUCCCUGCUCGUGUGUGGCUUGGCUGCCCCGCAAUGUGGAGGAGCCCCAGUACUCUUCCUAGCAGCACCAGGACGCACUACAGAUUUGCAGAAUGUGCCCAUUGUUUGUUUUUAAAGGUAUGUGUUACUAAAAAUGACGCAGCCUGAAGGUCAGGACCUAACCCUCCUGGGGCCAAGGCUGGGAGCAUAGCUGGGAUGGCAGUUCCUGAGUUAAUAGCAGGUGUAGCUCAGGUAGAUGUGGCUGCUCCCCAGGUGCUGACAUGGGCCUCGGGGAUGCCUUUGAAAUUUAAUCGAAACGGGUUUAGGAAAAACCAAAAUGCUGAGGUGCUACCUCAAAUAGCAGACGUGACAUUUCCUGGUGGUCCAGUGGUUAGGACUUGGCGCACUCACUGCUGUGGCCCGGGUUCAAUCCCUGAUCGUGGAACUUAGAUCCUGCAAGCCACACAGCGCAGCCAAAGAAAUAGAAAACAAAACAAAUAACAGGUGCUGGACUCCUGGACUCCUCAGGCAAAGACAAGUCACCACCUCAGCACAGCUGGCCUGUUCCUGGACCUUGAGGCUGGCAGCAGAGGACACCUGGUUUCCCCCGUGACCCUCUAGUGGAGCCUCCUCACGGCGUUGAGCUUGGAGCUGUGUGCCUGUGGUGCCAGACUAGCCUGCCAUGGCAGACCAGAGACAGCGCUCCCUCUCUACCUCUGGGGAAUCCCUGUACCACGUUCUGGGGCUGGACAAGAAUGCAACCUCGGAUGACAUUAAGAAGUCCUACCGGAAGCUGGCCUUGAAAUAUCACCCUGACAAGAACCCAGACAACCCAGAGGCCGCAGACAAGUUUAAGGAGAUCAACAACGCCCACGCCAUCCUGACGGACUCCACGAAAAGAAACAUCUACGACAAGUACGGCUCGCUGGGGCUCUACGUGGCCGAGCAGUUCGGGGAGGAGAACGUGAACACCUACUUCGUGCUCUCCAGCUGGUGGGCCAAGGCCCUGUUUGUGUUCUGCGGGCUCCUCACCUGCUGCUACUGCUGCUGCUGCCUCUGCUGCUGCUUCAACUGCUGCUGCGGGAAGUGCAAGCCCAAGGCGCCUGAGGGCGAGGAGACCGAGUUCUACGUGUCCCCCGAGGACCUGGAAGCGCAGCUGCAGUCCGACGAGAGGGAGGCCGCAGACACGCCGAUCGUCGUCCAGCCGGCGUCCGCCACGGAGACCACCCAGCUCACAGCCGACUCCCACCCCAGCUAUCACACUGAUGGGUUCAACUAAAUUCAGGAGAAGCUGUGAUUCGAGGGUCAGUCAGCACCCAGCCACUCGACCUUAGAAUCAUGGACUGUAGUCCCAGAGGUGGGGCGGGAGCCGCCCUGGCCCCGGGAGGGCAGCGCCAGCCCGCCUCUGUGCCCGCUCACCCGCCGAUCCCUGACACACGAAGUGCGUAGCAUGCAGUGUUUAAAGCAGUUUAGCUACGGUCUUCUUCUUCUGUUGUUCCCUUUUUUAAUAGCAUGUGCAGGGUUACGUUCCAUGUCUGUCUGUACUGUGAGCGUGUUGCGGCCAGGCCGCAUUCCCCAGACGUGGGGCCGCCUCAGGGCUCUCGGGCAGGUCGACGCAGCGGUUGGACGGCCCGUGUGGUCCCUCGCGGUCAGGCGGGCUCGGGCUCCGUUCCCCGUGCCCAUGGGGGCCUGAGGCAGGUGCUGCCUGGCUGGAGCCGUGGGGUCUGCUCCCUGCCCCGUGCCUGCCAACCAUGUGGCCACAGGCAGGGCCUCUGGACUCACCUGCCAGGAAGGAGCUGGGCCCACUCUCCCAGCGCCGGGGCGUUUCUGUGGCAUUCGUACCAGGGACAGUCUGUGCGGGACCCGUUCACCUCGUCUGCUUAGCCUGUAGCAGUUGUUUCUCAUGUCUGACCUGAGGCCCCCGUGCUUCGAGUGUGCUCCCUCCCGGGGUGGGGACGUUCCCACACGUCCCCAGGCCAUGAGCUGGAUGGAUGGGGCCCCUUCCGCAGCCUCCACUCUCCCCUUCCCUGCAUCGUCCUCCACAUUCCUUCAGGCCCACCUGGCCUCUUGGUAAUGCUCUUUGAACCUCUAAGAACCACAGAUGGCAGCAGCGGCCCAAUUAGUGGUGGUCAGAGGGGCUGGGAGUCCAGGCUGCCUGUGGUGAGUGGGCUGCACAGCCCUCCCCUCUGUGCUUCCCAGAGCUCUCACCCCCCCGCUUUCCUCCGACUGCUCCCUUUGGCUGUCGUUGCUGGUUUGGGCAGAGCUAGAGACGUUGGGCUCACGGAGAAAGGACCAGCUGGACCAAAGGCACACUCAGGGCAGAGGGUUGGGUCCCCAAGUGGCCCUGGUGCCCUUGGGCUCGUUAGCCCGCAGCCAGACCACAGAAGCCCUGCUCACCUCUGUCCGUGCACCGUCUGUGGGCUGUUGGAAGCCAGUCUGUCUUGUCCGCGUCCAGACCUGUGGGUGGCCCCUGCUCUGAGGACUUGGAGACGUGGCUGUGCUGGGCCCGUGCAGACCAGCACCUGCCGCGGGACCUGCGUGGCCCAAGUGGGUCUGGUUUCCCAUCAUGCACCUCUCGACUGCUGGGCUCCUCCGGAAUGUCCCGUAGGGAAGGCCGUGGGGCAGGGGCAGCACGCAAUGAG
Molecule: messenger RNA, 3417 nt
Organism: Aethalodelphis obliquidens (Pacific white-sided dolphin)
Lineage: Eukaryota; Metazoa; Chordata; Mammalia; Artiodactyla; Delphinidae
Gene: DNAJC5
Product: DnaJ heat shock protein family (Hsp40) member C5
Exons: 5
Coding region: 1458-2054 (198 amino acids)
Biological process (GO): regulation of synaptic vesicle cycle
Cellular component (GO): presynapse; intracellular membrane-bounded organelle; membrane
Source: RefSeq, a predicted model, not a curated record